This is a messenger RNA of Annulohypoxylon maeteangense, 1743 nucleotides long. RefSeq names its product DASH complex subunit Ask1-domain-containing protein. Gene Ontology annotation, cellular component: mitotic spindle pole body; mitotic spindle; DASH complex. The coding region runs from base 65 to 1474 and encodes 469 amino acids. Lineage: Eukaryota; Fungi; Ascomycota; Sordariomycetes; Xylariales; Hypoxylaceae. The transcript is spliced from 3 exons. Gene Ontology annotation, biological process: attachment of spindle microtubules to kinetochore. The record is from RefSeq and is a predicted model, not a curated record.
UCUUUAGAACAUUGAGCUUCACUCUUUACCUCAACUCUCAUUUUACGCCUACUAAUGCGAAAAGAUGUCUCGACCCGGCCCAUCUGCAGGUCGAAGCCUGACAUUAACGGAGGAACUAGAGAGGCUUGAGCAGUCAAUUACUCUCACUCUGCAAGAGAUCGACUUCAAUUUUAGCAAAGCACACCGAAUCGUCACUACAAGCAUUCUACCUCUCGUCGAACAGUAUGGCGAGCACUCGAAGGCCGUCUGGGAAGCUUCCCAGUUCUGGAAACAGUUCUUCGAAGCAUCCGCCAACGUGUCUCUUUCGGGGUACGAAGAAUUGGCAAACGACGACGAAACCACCACCGCCGAGGAGACUGCACUCGAUGAGACCACGUCCGACUAUAAUAACACUACCGCUGAAGGUGACACCACAGCCGACCCCUCGAACUACGGUGAUCAGCACCAAAGCCACCAGAACCUACCUGACGACUCUAUCCUCGACGACGCCGAAAUGUCGGGUAGCACGCCACGGCCCCCCGCCACCAAAUCUAUAACACACACCCAACAACCGCCGUCCCAAAAGUCAAAGCAGAUAUUCGCCGGCUUCGAAUCUCCGUACGAGAAACUCCGGCGCGAAUACGGCGGCGACACCGCCAUCUUUAGAGAAGAAGCGCAGUUCGCCUCGGACUCCGACUCUGCUGACAACGAAGACGAAGACAAAACGAUGGACCUACCGAACCAGCGCACCGGCAAGCUUCCCAAUAUGUCCAUGACACCACGGUCGUCCUCCCUCCUCGAGCCCGACGUGCAGAGCACAGCGCGCCGGAACAAGGACCCGCUGCUCCACCGGGUGUUGGACAAGAAUUACCGGCUACAAGCGACCCCGCACAAAGGCGUGCCGCAACAGCCGUUAGACCGCGGGUUCAGGGCGCGUCCGCUGUCGCCGGUUAAAGACGAGAGAGAAGCGAGACGGCCUGGCGAAGGCGAGGAGGACCGCACGCGCCGCGCGCUGUGGGCCGAGAGCCCGAUGAGCUCGCCCGAGAUGCCGGCGCCGAAGCUGCGGAGCGACUUGUACCAUAUGUCGCCUGUGCGGCUUGGCGGCAGGGGGCGUGCGGAUGGACCUCGAACACCUGGGGUUAGCGUGCAGACGCCUGGGACGGCGCGGAAGACGCGCGACGUGUUUGCGGAGGCAAAGGAUCGGGGGCGGAAUUUGGGGGUCGAUGUUGGGGCGGCGAAAGGGAAGGGAAAGGUAAAGGAGGAGAUUACGUGGGAGAGCGAUGAGGAUGAUGAUGAGUUCGGCGCGUUCAGUCCCCCGAAGACUAUCCAGUUUGCGCUGCCGCCGAGUAAGCUUUUGCAGACGCCUGCUCGCGAGGCAAGUAAACGGAUUGUUGAUGAUAUUCUCAUCACGGCUGGUGCGGCGCCGGAGGAUUCGUCUGAGUAUAGCCCGACUUUGGUCAAGAUGAACCAGGAUAUCCUCGACGACACGUUCUAAGGUAUUAUCUACGAAGGUUUAGGCACAGUGUAGCGGUUUCGCUACUAAUGAAGUAUAUGGCAGACGCAUCAGGUAGCAAUAGUUGUUAUUAUGAUCGUAAGCAGACGAAACACAAGAGAUACCCCCUUAUUCAUUGCUUCUCAUCAUUUGUUUUCUGGCUUGCUUAUUCAGUAAGCAAAAAGAGACUGCCUCACUUCCCGAGAUAUACGCUUCAUAUAUGUACCACCCAGAAUUCCCGAAACGCCAAAAUCUUGUUGGAUCCUCCUUUU